This is a messenger RNA of Sitodiplosis mosellana (orange wheat blossom midge), 2509 nucleotides long. RefSeq names its product probable cytochrome P450 313a4. The record is from RefSeq and is a predicted model, not a curated record. The coding region runs from base 130 to 1632 and encodes 500 amino acids. Lineage: Eukaryota; Metazoa; Arthropoda; Insecta; Diptera; Cecidomyiidae. The transcript has a single exon. Gene Ontology annotation, molecular function: heme binding; iron ion binding; oxidoreductase activity, acting on paired donors, with incorporation or reduction of molecular oxygen.
AAUAUAUUAGGAAUAGGAUAUUUGGUGGUAGAUUUAGUUUAUGUCGUCGCUUCGUCCGUCUAUAUAAGACGGUGUCGUUGGGAAUUCCACUCGAAAAGAAAGAACAAUCGUGAAAGUUUGUUAGCAAAAAUGAUUCAUGGAAUCAUAUCAGUGUUAAUAGUUGCAUUCGUUUUUAUUCUCUAUGGAGAGUUAAGAAAAUGGUUCAUCAAAAGAAAGCUACGAAAUUUCGAAUCACCUAAAGAAAUGCCGAUUCUUGGUGUAACACCACACUUUUUGGGAAAAUCAGAUGACGAAUUUUGCAAUGUUCUUGCAAAUUUUUUCUACGAAGUGAAGACAACACCACUUCAAAUAUGGCUCGGUCCGGUGCUAAUGAUCGGUGUAUCAGAGCCAGAAGAUAUACGAAUUAUUUUGACGAGCAACGAUUGUCUCAAUAGACCACACAUUUAUAAAUUUAUGAUCAGUCCGACAACUAUUAUUGCUACGGAUAAAGAGAUUUGGAAGCCCCAUCGUCGAGCAUUGAACGCAGCAUUCAAUCCGAAAGUGUUACAAAGCUUUGUGCCAUUUCUGAACGAGAAAUCGCGUAUCCUGAUCACGAAAAUGGAGCCAUUUUUCAAAGAAAACGGAGAUAUGUAUCGAACAAUUUUCAUCGGUCAUAUGGAUACAGUUUCGAGAACGUUGAUUGGUUUGGACAUGAAUGCGCAAUAUGAAGAAACCGGUGCAACAUUUAGUGAAGUUUUAAGAGUAGCCAUGAGUACCAUACAGUGUCGAAUCGCUCGAUUUUGGUACCAUUUGGAUUGGAUAUUUAAAUGGUCAAAAACUGGUCGAGUACAGCAAGACUGUGUAAACAAAGGAAAUGUAAUGCUUGAAUCUUUGUAUGAGCGAAAAGUGGAUGAAAUAAGAGAAAAAGGUAUCGAUUAUUUGGACAAAAUUAAAGAAGAAAAUACCGCGAGUCCAAUUGAAAAGUGUUUGAUGCUGGAACAAAGUGGAAUUUUUGACCAUCAAACUGUUCUGGAUCAUUUGCGAUUAUUUUUCAUCGGUGGUGUGGAUACGUCAUCGAUCACAGUGUUUGGCACUCUAUUGAUGCUUGCCAUGAAUCAAAAUCACCAAGAACUAGUUGUUGAAGAGCUGCGAUCGGUUUUCGAAUCGGCGGAUUGUGAUGUAACUCACGAUCAUUUGGCUAGAAUGCCAUAUUUAGAACGCGUUAUCAAAGAAUCAAUGAGAUUGAUUCCACCGAUUCCGUUUAUCGCCCGAAAACCGUCUGCUGACAUUGAGGUCGCCAGAGGAACCAUACCAAAGGGCGCGAAUGUCAUCAUUAAUAUCAUGCAUUUACAUCGAAAUCCGAAAAUUUGGGGCGAAAACGCCACUGAAUUUGAUCCGGACCGUUUUCUGCCAGAUAAUAUUGCAAAACGGCCACCGUUCACUUACAUCCCGUUUUCUGGUGGACCAAGAAACUGCAUCGGUAUGAAAUACGCAAUGAUGUCAGCUAAAAUCGUUCUAGCCAACUUACUGCGACGAUACAAAUUUACCACCAAGUUAAAAUUUCAGGAUCUUCAUUUCAAAAUGCAUAUCAUUCUGGAAAUAUCCAAUGAAAAUGCACUUCAACUCGAAGAGAGAAACUUUGCAAAUCAUUAAGUGAUAAAUGCGAUGUAAAAAAAAUUAAUAUUCAUUGCAAAUAAUUGAAUUGUUUUUUUUUCUUCUGUAUCUAUGGAAUUCUACAUUAAAAAUUAUAUGUUUCUGAAUUAAAUUCAAAGAUAAAUCAUAAUUUUGGUACUAAGCUAUUGAACAGAUCAUCAUGUGCUCUUUUAUCUUGACAAAAAGACGUCGAUUUUGAUGUUAGUUUUAAAAUACGAUUGUUUCUAUUAUUCUCAUAUUACUAUUGAACUUGGCUGUUAAUAAAUACCUAUGCAAUAAACAAAUUUAAUGGUCAAUGGUUUGUAAAAGAUAUAGUAGACUUGUGCAUUGUACAAGCCAGAAGAAUCAUAGUUAAAAGCUUCCGUUAAAUUAUUUAGCAUUUGCAUAAGUUGCUUAAGCGCUUGCAACGCUUCUUGUUUGAUGACGACGAUGAUGAUGAACGCCAUGAUUCAGAAUGAUUAUAAUUCGUUGAUCUGAAGAUAGCCAAAUAUCAGUAAUGCUUCAUCAUUCACAUCUAAUGAUAGCAUUAAUAAUAAAACUUGCAUUUAUGUUGACAUUGUAAUUUAUAUAAAUGACACAAAUACAUGAAUGAAUUGAAAAAUUAUAUAUAAAACAUAUGAGAUAUUUGACCUCCGGUUUAGUUUUGGUUGUGCUCCCAAAGAAGACGGUUACGUUGAGAAUCCCACUAACAAAAAAAAAAUAACGACUGUGAAAGUUUGUUAGCAAAAAUGAUUAAUGGAAUCAUAUCAGUGUUAAUAGUUGCAUUCGUUUUUAUUCUCUAUGGAGAGUUAAGAAAAUGGUUCAUCAAAAGAAAACUGCGAAAAUUCGAAUCGCUCAAAGAUGUGCCAAUUCUUGGUGUAACGCCACGCUUUUUAGG